Xiphophorus maculatus (southern platyfish) is the source of this 3604-nucleotide messenger RNA. RefSeq names its product ADP ribosylation factor GTPase activating protein 3 (gene arfgap3). The record is from RefSeq and is a predicted model, not a curated record. Gene Ontology annotation, molecular function: GTPase activator activity. Gene Ontology annotation, biological process: COPI coating of Golgi vesicle. Lineage: Eukaryota; Metazoa; Chordata; Actinopteri; Cyprinodontiformes; Poeciliidae. The transcript has 16 exons. Bases 82 to 1683 code for a protein of 533 amino acids.
UGUCGCAUUGGAUUGUUAUUGGGGGAAAAAACACGGAGCUUCUUCAGAUGCCAUUUCUUUAACCAGCAGGCAGCUGAAACCAUGGCGGAACCAAGCAGACAGGACAUUUCUGCCAUUUUCAAGCGUCUGCGCUCCAUUCCAACGAAUAAGGUUUGCUUCGACUGUGCAGCUAAAAACCCCAGCUGGGCCAGCAUCACAUACGGGGUGUUUCUCUGCAUAGACUGCUCUGGGACUCACAGAUCACUGGGAGUGCACCUGUCCUUUAUUAGGUCCACUGAGUUGGAUUUUAACUGGUCAUGGUUCCAGCUUAGAUGUAUGCAAGUGGGAGGCAAUGCCAGCGCUAUUGCGUUCUUCAAUCAACAUGGGUGCAAAGCUGGUGCUGCUAAUGCUAAAUACAACAGCCGUGCCGCCCAGCUGUACAGGGAGAAGAUCAAAACUUUAGCCACACAAGCUACCAGACGUCAUGGCACUGAGCUGUGGUUAGACAGUCAGGGUCCUCUUUCUCCAACCUCACCAGAGGACAAGCAGGUGGACUUCUUCAGUUUGCAUUCACAGGAUGUACCUGAAAAUCUAAACAUGGCCAAAAUGAGUCUCAGCAGCCCCACACUAGAAAAGCCUUUAAUCGAGGAGAAAGAUGAAGAUCGAAAUGGAAAUUCAGAAGAAGGCCCAAGUGUUGAAUUAAUAAGUGUUUCCCCAAAAGCAAACCCAGAGCCUUCCUCACUUCUAAAAAAGAAGCCAGCUGCUGCCAAGAAAACUCUGGCCUCUAAGAAAGGCGGACUGGGCGCCCAGAAGGUCAGCAGCCAGAGUUUCUCUGAGCUGGAGAGAGCGGCUCAGGCUGCCGACAAACUCCGAGAGAAAGAAGAAAGCUCCACCGCAGGCGCCAAGAGGAACAUCACAGCUGAGGACUCCAUUGCUCCAUCCAUGCGUCUGGCCUAUAAAGAUUUAGAGCAGCAGAGGAAAAUCGGGGAGCAGAAGCUGAAGGGAUUGGAGGGGAAGAAGAAGGAGCAAGCUGAGCGACUGGGCAUGGGUUUGGGUAUGAGGAGUGGAGUUUCUCACUCCGUUAUGUCAGAUAUGCACAUCAUCCAGCAGGAGAGUCCGCUCGGAGCCAAGACCACCAAGGGCCGCAGAUUUACUGAGGAAGACGAGUACGACGGGACGUUUAGCUCAAGGAAUGUUUCACGGUUUGAGGAUCAAACGGACACCUCUGAAAGUUUCUCUAUGCGUUGGGGAAAUGAUGGCGGCAGCGGAGGAGGCUGGAUGAAUGAGAGCAAGAAACCAGAGCCGGACUUCUUCUUGUCCGCUGCCAUGUCUUCAUUUGACGACAGACCCGUUUCCAGGAGAAAAGCUGACUUGCCGUCCUACUCGGAUUCUGGAGAAGCUCAGAAAAAGUUUGGAGAUGAUGUCAAGGCGAUCUCAUCUGACAUGUAUUUUGGAAAGCAAGACAACUCUGAGUACGAAACCAGGACGCGACUGGAGAGGUUUUCAGGGAGUGCCUCGAUAAGUUCAGCAGAUCUUUUCGAUGAUCCAAAGAAAGAAACUGGAAGUUCAUACCGCCUGAGCAACGUGCUGCCCAACGCUCCCGACAUGUCGCAACUCAAACUUGGCGUGCGCUCAGUCGCAGGGAAACUGUCGGUCAUGGCUAGCGGCGUAGUCAGCUCAAUCCAGGACCACUACAACUCCUAAGUGGCAGUGUGAACAUAAAUCGCAUUUCCAGGAGCUCAGACAUCGAUGCUCGUAGCAAGUCUGCACGUUUACCACCAAAAUUAUUCUUUGUAUAUUUUUGGUAUUAAACAACGUGUGCAGAUAUGAAAAAAAGGAAAAAGAUGAUUUUUGUUUAACUUGGAGACUUGAAUACCAAUUACUCUGCUUUAAGGUUUCUGGGUUUGUGUAUUUAGAAGUGCUGUAAUUAGCAGAUGGAGUAGCUUCGUGGUCUCAUGAAGAGUUUUUUUUUUUUAUUUAUCUGAUCAAAUCCACACUAUUUGGGUUUCACCAGGUCAUCAUGCUGUUAAAGACUCCUCUUGUUGGUUCGCAAAAGCUUGAAAGUGUCCUUUUAGUCUCCGAAGUGCACUUAGGUUUGCUUCCUUACAGAGCGGACCAAAAGACGCCAGAAACCGUAAGGGACCAGAUGGUUUUCUAAACGUAAGCUACUGUUGAUUCUUUGAGUUGAGGUCAUACAAAUGAAGUUACCAAAAGAAGAACUGAUUCAUUAAGCUUUCAUACAAUAUGGUGGGAGGUUUAUUAACAUCCAUCAUGGACAUGAAUGUCAUUUUUUAUUUUGGGCUUCAGUUAAACUGCUUUUUUUUUUUUUUUUUUUGAUGUGUCAGGGUGAAGUUUUUAGGUUAACAAACAAUUUUAGUGUCUUUAAAAAUGAUGGAUUGUUUGGUAUAAUCAUUCCACCUUGAAAAACAGUUUGAAAUGCAUCUUUAAAAAAUUGGCAAAUAAUAUUUAUGCCCAUAUUUAUGAUGGAGUCGGGUGGUUAGCUCACUCAAACAGCAUGAAAAGGCACAAGAAACUUUGUAAGGCUAAAUUAUAAAUGUAAAACUGGUUUCCUCAAGUUAUCAAGACAAUAUAUUUUUUUUUUAAGUACCAUUUAAAAAAUCAGUUUACUUCAAGUAGAUUCAUUGCAAUAUUCAAAGUGCUUAACUAUUGUAAUAUUAAACUUUACUAAAAUUAAACGUGUGCCUUUAAUGCUGGUAUGGUUGGAUUUUGUAUAUUUUACAAAAUUCUUCUGUAGGAAAUCUUGUCAUUUUUGUUAGUUUUUGAAUCUUCGUGUCUGCUUUUUAUAAAUAUAAACCGUUCCAUUGUGAAAAUUGCCGCCUCUUUAGUCACUCAACUAAUUUUGAAAUAUUUGUAUAUUUUGGCAUGCAAGGUGGGUUUGAUUACUCAUCCUGGUUCAACUCAAUAGUUUACUAAUAAAAAAAGAAACGUCCAGGAAUCCAAACAGUCAGAGCAGAAGUUAAACACUGCCGAGGAUUUGCUUGGAAAUGCGACAGUUAGGCUUUAGCUCCGGAUUUCCUAAACAACCAUCUGCUAUUUUUUGGGGUGUUUUUUUUUGGAAGUCUGGUCCUCAAAGACCUAAUGUUGCCGUCCAAAUGAUGCACUACUCAUACCUCCUUAACUUCUAUUAUCCAUUACUUGACUGGUCAGAGCUAUUUUGGAUAGGAUGCUAACAUUAGCGCGUUUUCUUUUUGUUUAUUUUGGAGGCAAAAGUCAAAGAAUUUUACACCGUUAACAGAAUAUUUGUUUGCUCCGAUCACCACAAGCCUUGGGCCAAAUAUCAAGGUUCUUUACUUGAUUGUAAUGUUUUGGUGGGAAUUCUUGUUUUCUGUUUAUUCAAAAUUAGUUUGGAAAUUUGCACAUGGCAGCUUUGGCCUGGUUGUUUUUGGUCUCUGAGUUAAAGAUGCAUUUAUGUUUGCUUUGUCUCUUUUUGUAUGACGUUUUUCUUUUUUUAAUUUUGCAUGUUCACUAUGUAAUUCGUACAAGACAAAUCCUGAAAAUAAGAUGAAAUCAUAGUUUCCAGUAAUGGCUGUGUAGUACAGUGUUGUAAAGAGCUUUUGGUUAUCAUUUAUACAUAAAAUAAAGCUACUGAUGAUCAUUAUGUCCA